CCAACUAAAUAAAAUUGCACUUUUCUUCCUCUCUUUCUUUCUCCAUACUCUUUUCUGUCAGAAAGAAAAAACUUUCAACUUUUCUAUAUAACUAAUUUUGAAUUUUAGUAAGUUCCCAACUUUAUAAAUUUUCUUUACCAAUCACUUCAUUUUUCCACUUACACCCCACUUUCUACUUUCUCUUCCUCUUCUCAUUGCUUCUUCUCAUAACCAAAGGAGGCAAAACCAAAAACAUUAAAGUUUGCAACUUUCUGACACCAUCUUUAUAGCAUUAAUGUCUUAGUGUCUCAAAAAUGCUUCUCCUCUAUUGGUUACACUUAAAGUUUCAAACUUUAAGCUACCCCAAAUAAACCCACUUUGAAUUCAAGUUCCAUUAGAUUAGAUUCACCACAAAAACAAAACAACAACAACAAAAAACCAUUUUUUUUGUCUUUGGAAUCUUGAGAUUCUUUCCAUGAACGAAGCUCAAACUGAAAUCACAAUUCCUCACUUGUUUAGAUGCCCCAUAAGUCUUGAUUUGUUGGAAGAUCCAGUGACUUUAACCACUGGGCAAACCUAUGAUAGAUCAAGCAUAGAGAAAUGGAUUUCCGCAGGUAAUUUCACAUGUCCUGUAACAAUGCAGAAGCUUCAUGAUUUAUCUUUUGUUCCUAAUCACACUCUUCGCCAUUUGAUUAAUCAAUGGCUUCAGCUUGGUUCACAAUUUCAUCACCCUUGUAAUAAUAACAUCUCUGCAACCAUAGAUUAUUUAGCUACAAUAAAACACACCCUUGAAUCUCAUGAUUCAUCUAUAGAAACCAAGUUGAAAGCACUUGAGAAAAUCAGUGUUCUUUCUGAUGAGUACUGUUCUUUCAGAAAAUCUUGCUUCCAACAACUUAGUUUCUUAGCUUUACUUUUGGAACUUGUUUUUGGUUUAUCAGAUUCACAACUCUCAGAGAAUUAUUACAUGGAAUUCAUGGAGUUAGCACUUUCUUGCAUUGUUAAAUUGUUGCCUAUUGUAAAUUUGGAGCCUCUAAAUAUCAUCAAAGAUGAAUCAAAGUUGAAAAAGUUCAUAUUUUUAUUUGAAAAAGGAACUAGUUCAAUGAAGACUAGUUUGUGUCUUGUUAUAGAUUACUCAACAACAGCAACACAAACAGAACAAGUUUGUGAAAUACUAGGAAACUCACAAAAACUAGUCCAUGAAAUUGUUCAAGUUGUUGUUAACAAAAAUUGUGAUAAUCUUUCUGAGGCUGCAAUUAAGGCCUUAUCAGCAUUAUGUUCAUUGGAAUCAAACAAAGAGAGUCUAGUGAAAGGAGGAGCAAUAGAUGGAAUCAUAACAUAUAUUUCAAGAUGUGAUACAACAAGAGACAAGAAUUUGGCUCCACUUGCAAUGACAACAAUGAUGAAACUUUUGGUGUUGGAGAGUGGUAAAGAGGCAUUGGUGAAUCAUGUGAAUGGUAUUGAAACAUUGGUGAAGAUGGUUUUUAAGGUAUGUAAUCAAGAGUGUAGUGAGAGUGCUGUUGGGAUACUUUCAAUUGUUUGUAGUGAUUUUGGGAGUGCUAGAGAGGUAGCUAUUGGAGCUGGUGUUUUGAGUCAGUUGUUGUUUCUUCUGCAGAGUCAGUGUGGUACUAAAACUAAAACUAAGGCAAGAAUGUUGCUUAAGUUGUUGAGAUCAAAGUGGACUGAGGAAUCAAUGCAUUAGUGUGUGUUUGGAAUCAUGGUUAUUUUACAAAAUCACAGUUUUCUUGAAGAUCCAUAGUGUAGUUUUGGUAAAUGUACUCUUGUGAAUAAUAAUAAUACUACAUCACUAUUAAUCAGUA
Lathyrus oleraceus (garden pea) is the source of this 1796-nucleotide messenger RNA. Its product is annotated as U-box domain-containing protein 25. The transcript has a single exon. The record is from RefSeq and is a predicted model, not a curated record. Gene Ontology annotation, biological process: protein ubiquitination. Gene Ontology annotation, molecular function: ubiquitin protein ligase activity. Lineage: Eukaryota; Viridiplantae; Streptophyta; Magnoliopsida; Fabales; Fabaceae. The coding region runs from base 455 to 1678 and encodes 407 amino acids.